AUGGGCUCUGUAUUACAACAGCAAGAACAACAACACGAAGAUAUGGCAGUAGCCAGCAAUGCCGAUUUAGAGUUGGCCACUUUCGGUGCUGGUUGUUUCUGGGGCACGGAGAAAUUCUUUCGCAAGCAGUUCGGCGCAAAGUUGGCUUCAACCAGUGUCGGAUAUAUGGGUGGCUCCUCCAAAGCCAACUAUGAACAGGUGUGUACUGGGACGACAAACCAUGCUGAAGUGUUGCAAUUGUCCUUCGAACCCAACAAAGUUCAAUAUAGUGAUUUAGUUCAUUUCUUCUUCCGUAUGCAUGACCCAACGACUUUGAACAAACAAGGAAACGACCGAGGCACUCAAUAUCGAUCUGUGAUCUUCACUCACACCGAUGAACAGCAGAAAAUUGCCGAGCAAGUGCGUAAUGAAGUAGAGGCGAGUGGCAAAGUCAAAGGACAAAUUGUCACUCAAAUUCAACCCGCUGAUGGACUUCAGUUCUACAAGGCUGAAUCCAAACAUCAGAGAUAUCUGGAGAAUAAUCCGGGUGGCUACUGCAAUCAUAAACUCUACUAUUGA
Molecule: messenger RNA, 558 nt
Organism: Didymodactylos carnosus
Lineage: Eukaryota; Metazoa; Rotifera; Eurotatoria; Philodinida; Philodinidae
Source: the annotation of a GenBank genome assembly